CUUAAAAGAAGAUCAGAGGUUUGGGAGCUGCAGUAGCAGAACAGCAGCCUGCAGCACAUCAUGGAUGAUCUAUCGACAAGUAAAGAUAUAUCUAUGGAUACAGAUAACUGGUCACCAGAUGCCAAGAGGUCAUCACUUCAGGAAGCUCAACAACCAAAAGAGGAGAUGGUUGGAGAUGUAAAUGAAGGUAAACUGCAGGACGUCUGUCAGAAGCUGAAGUGUGUGCUAUCACCACAGGAGUAUCAGUAUGCUAUACAUUUGCUGCAGAAAAUCUCAGUUACCCAGAGUGAAGUGUUGGAGCUCUGCACAGUUUUGCUGGACAGACAUCGACAGAAAGGAGGGAAAAAAAUCCAGCAAUCACCACAGUCUGCAGAGUCCAAGGACAGAAAAAAAAAAAAGUCCACAUAUAGUCCAUGGCUUCAACCCACCGUGAGGGUCUGCGCUGUUGUUACUGGUCGGACCUUUGGUGCUGAUGAAGCCAUACUGGAACAAGUUAAGAACAGCAAAGGAUGGAUAUCACCAGAGGUGCAGAUCACCAGCCUGCAGGAAUGUGACAUCAUCAUGGUCCUCUGUCCAAUCACAGCCCGUAGUGGAUCAGAUGUGGAGGAAGCCUUUAGAAGAGAGGAAGUGUCACAGAGUGAUAAACCUCUCAUUCUGGUGCUGAUGCAUCACACCUGGGAUGCUGAGUACUCAACUGGAGGAAGAAAAUGGGCUGAAGAGAAUUCAAAAAUUGUGCUGGAGGUUCAUGUUCUCUUCCACGAGACACAGCCGGGAUUACUGCAGUGUGAGAGAAACCUGCAGGCUGUUGGAGAAAUACGCAACAAAUUACACAAACACAGUAAAUAUGAAUGGUCUCGGUAAUAAAACCUGAUUUAGAGCUGCACCCAAGAGUGGGGAAAAACUAAAAAUAUAAAAAAUGUGAUUUUUAGCAUUUAUUCAUCACUGAGGUCAGAAAAAUACAGACUGAUAGAAAACUGAUUAUCUUUGUCUAUGUUAUUGAUCCUGCUGAUAAAAGAUGUGAUUUUCAGACUGUAAAGUUUUAUCAUAGCACUUCAACCUGUAAACAUGUGAUAGUCCUGCUUAUUUGUUUUUAAUGAAUAAACAAUAAAAAUAUCUGUUUAUUUCAA
This is a messenger RNA of Archocentrus centrarchus (flier cichlid), 1127 nucleotides long. RefSeq lists its product as uncharacterized. The record is from RefSeq and is a predicted model, not a curated record. NCBI's taxonomy places the organism in Eukaryota, Metazoa, Chordata, Actinopteri, Cichliformes, Cichlidae. The coding region runs from base 61 to 861 and encodes 266 amino acids. The transcript has 7 exons.